AUGUUCUCCUCUACAAACAGCUCUUACUCCUCUAGCAUCUCCUCCGGCCCUCCCUCCCCAUAUCAACACCCUCAACCCACUUCAUCACUCUCGCUGAACUCGCAGCGCCGCCGGAACCCCAUGCCUGCCAAGUACCCCCGGUUUUAUGCAUCCCCGUUGGACGAGGGCACCGACUCAACCCCUCUACAAGUCUAUGGCCAUGAACAACGCGAACCCUCAAUCUACGGCAAGCCAACCAAGCUCCUCCACCGGGUAUCGCACGCUCUAGGCGAUAUCCGCGAGGACUUCACGCUGCAGUUGGACCCCCUUAAGCGCCGCUCGACCGUCUUCUUCGAGACACCAAUCUCCCCAGCAAGUCCAGAAGUCCCCAUGACCUCCGCCGGCCCGCGGUCGCGACCCAUGUCCAUCAUCUCCUACGACGCCAUUGCAGCUCCAUCCAGACGACUGAGCCAGCGACUGACACGCCGCUUGUCGGUCUUUUCUUCACGGGGCAAGCCUGCUGGUCACACUGGAGCUAGCAUCUCCUCGCCUAACCUUAUCGGUUCCUCGACUCAAUAUGGCAACCGAAGCCAAAAUUCGUUUAUUUAA
Messenger RNA from Penicillium canescens, 588 nucleotides. RefSeq lists its product as uncharacterized. NCBI's taxonomy places the organism in Eukaryota, Fungi, Ascomycota, Eurotiomycetes, Eurotiales, Aspergillaceae. The transcript has a single exon. The record is from RefSeq and is a predicted model, not a curated record. The coding region runs from base 1 to 588 and encodes 195 amino acids.